This is a messenger RNA of Adineta ricciae, 909 nucleotides long. NCBI's taxonomy places the organism in Eukaryota, Metazoa, Rotifera, Eurotatoria, Adinetida, Adinetidae. The record is from the annotation of a GenBank genome assembly.
AUGCGUUAUAUUCAUAUAUUAAUUGUUGUUGGUGUUAUUCUUAACUUAUAUCAAUGUCGAUAUUCUAUUUUACAAUUAAGUGAUACAUCUUUAAAUAUAUUUAUUGGGCUUCUAACAGAUUUACAUCAUUAUAUUCAACAAUUAAUAAAUUCAUCAUCAAAAGUUAUUGUAACUUGUAAUACAGCAAAUAAUAUUUAUCAUAAUUAUAAUUUAUCUGAAUAUGAAAAUAAAUGCCCUGAACAUCGCUAUGAUGUUCAAAUUAUUUCACGUCGACCAUUAAUUAUUUAUAUUGAAAAUUUUUUAACUUCCAAUGAAAUUCAAUAUUUGAUUCAAUUAGCAAAUCCAUUUUUUGAGAAUUCUACUGUUGCUAAUUAUGAUGGAUCAAGAACAUUAGAUGAGAGUUUCCGUUUAUCGAGUACAACUUAUCUUCAACGUGCUGGAACUCCCAUAAUAAAGUGUAUUGAAAAACGAUUUGCUAAAUUUCAAGGUAAUAUUAACCCAUUACAAAUUGAACCUUUACAAGUUGUUAAAUAUCAAUCUAAUCAAUUCUUUCAUCCUCAUUUUGAUUGGUUUUAUAACGGAAGUCAUCUCGACAAUGGUGGUCAACGAAUAACAACAUUUUUUACCUAUUUAUUUGCUAAUUGUACAAACGGUGAAACAGAAUUUAUUGAAAUUAAAUAUAAUCAAACAUUACACGAGCGUUUUUGUAAAAUUUUAAUAUGCGAUGAUGUGGCAGAACAAUAUGGUCUUCGGUUUAGGCCAAUACCAGGAAAUAGUAUUUUUUGGUUUAAUGUUGACGAAAAUAAUAAUAAUGAUGAGUUGACGCUCCAUGCGGGUCGUCCACCAAGUGAAAAUGGAUUCAAAAUAGGAUUAAAUACAUGGACUCGUCAUUCAAUAUUUCAUAACUGA